AAAGCUGCUCUUGAGGGAUGUAUAUCGAUCUUGCAAUCCUUAACGUUACCCGUAUGGUGGCUGACACUAAAGGCAGUUUGCUAAGAAAUCAAUUUAUUUGUGAAUCUGGCUGGGGUUUAAGGACCUUUUUUGUCCAUUUGAUCAAAGAUCACGUUCUAACUGAGAGAAUCAACACUACUCUUCUUGCUGCAUUGCCUUUACGUGCGGAAGGUUUUCCCAUAACAAAGGUGAACAAAAGAGAAAAUGAGAUGUUUAUUAAAUCGGAUUACCGCAGCGGUACUAGUGUGUAUUCUGGCAGUGCCACCUGCACAUCCACUCUCUGCAAGAUCAGAAUUGUUGAAGUGGCUUUUGAACUCUACCAGAUAUGACAGUAAUCUACCGCCUAAUUUUGACGAUGACGAGCCAGUCAAGGUGGCAGUCGAGAUCUUCGUCAGUAGUUUUGAUUCCAUCAAUGAAAUCACCAUGGAUUACACAAUGAGCAUCUUUCUUCGGCGGCAGUGGACGGACCACCGACUGAAGUUUAAUGGUCGCCUGUACAAUACCUCGUCGGUGACCAUAGAUCCUCGCAAAGCAAUGGAGACAGUGUGGAUUCCUGACGUGUUCUUUAGCAACGAAAAGACGGCCAAAUAUCAUGAUGUAACACAACCCAACCAUCUGCUUCGGAUUGAUGAAAACGGGACAGUGUUUUUUAGUUCAAGAGUUACACUGACGUUAGACUGUCCCAUGUACCUUAGGAAGUUUCCGCUUGACUCUCAAAACUGCUCCCUCAUUUUGGAGAGCUUUGCUUACACCAAAGACCGAAUACAAUUUGACUGGGCCGCCAGCCAGAUUGAUAAAGACGAGGAACUGAAACUGCCGCAGUUCUUUCUACUGGACACCAAUUUUGACACUUGUACCAAAACAUACAAGGCAGGGAUAUUUUCGUGUCUGCGAGUCGAUUUCUCUCUGAAGCGAGACAUCAACUUUUACAUCAUUCAAACGUACCUUCCCAGUGUGCUUAUCGUCACGCUGUCCUGGGUCUCAUUCUGGAUCAGCUACGAGUCCGUGCCCGCUAGAAUCUCCCUUGGUCUCCUUACGGUGCUCACUCUUACUACACAGACCUACAGUAUCCGGGCAACAUUACCAAGGGUGUCAUACGUUAAGUCAAUUGAUGUGUGGAUGGCAGUAUGUCUCGUUUUCGUAUUCCUGGCUCUGCUGGAAUUUGCCAUUGUCAAUAUCAACACGAGGCGACAACAUCGGUACACAAUAAGGAGACAGUCACCUACCAAUAAAGAGAAAGAGACACAUAAUAACGGAACCAUGUCAGAAGACGGUGUCGAGCCUAAGCUUAUUUUGAAACUUAAGGCAGCCAAGAUUGACAGAAUUUCGAGAAUCUUAUUUCCAGUUGGAUUUGUCGUUUUUAACAUCAUCUACUGGAUGGUGUACAUUCUUAUUGACGACUAGAACUAAUUGUUUACAUGUCUUUGAAGACUGAUUAUCUUAGAGCACAUUCAUAACAGCGGACUAACAGAUCCACGGAUCAAAGAUAAAAGAAUUAAGCUUGUCGCUUAAUUCCCGAUUAC
This is a messenger RNA of Lingula anatina, 1562 nucleotides long. RefSeq names its product glycine receptor subunit alpha-2. The record is from RefSeq and is a predicted model, not a curated record. Gene Ontology annotation, cellular component: membrane. Gene Ontology annotation, molecular function: transmembrane signaling receptor activity; extracellular ligand-gated monoatomic ion channel activity. Gene Ontology annotation, biological process: monoatomic ion transmembrane transport. NCBI's taxonomy places the organism in Eukaryota, Metazoa, Brachiopoda, Lingulata, Lingulida, Lingulidae.